UUCUCCAAUGAUACUUAAACACUUUCUCUUAAUUGUGUUCCGGGUUUUAUGUAGGCUGAGAAUUACUGCGAUAUAGGGAGAAUUAGAAAGUCGGAGCUAGCAGUGGCGAAGUAACAAGUCAGAUGACUAACAGUAGGCGGUGUUUGUAACCUUCUGGGCUUGCUAGUCAGGUGGCUGGUAUAUCAACAGGAGUUGUCAGCACGACUGGCAUUAGCAUGGGUUUCGCAGGUAUCACAUUUCCAAACGCUAACACAGAAUAAAAAAAUGAAAAUGUAAGGCAUGAAAAUGUCCCAGAAAGAAGUCAAAGAAGACAAAAAAACGCCUCACAACACCCAGCUAUAUGCUGAUGUUCCUUCAACAUGCUGGCCUAUAGUGUACUCUCCAGAAUACAAUAUUACAUUCUUGGGGCUUGAGAAAUUGCACCCAUUUGAUGCAGGGAAAUGGGGCAAAGUCAUCAACUUUCUGAAAGAAGAAAAACUUGUAACUGAUGAUACAAUUGUUGAGGCUCGAGAAGCGACUGAAGAGGAUCUGCUUGUAGUGCAUACAAGACGAUACCUAAAUAAACUGAAGAACCAUGUAUUGGAAGGCUGUCGAGAGUGGUCCUUUGUAGUGGCACACAUUACUGAAAUUCCACCGGUGCUGAUUCUUCCUAACUUUCUUGUUCAGAGGAAAGUGCUGAAACCACUAAGAACUCAGACAGGAGGAACAAUUAUGGCAGGAAAGCUUGCGAUCGAGCGAGGGUGGGCAAUCAAUAUCGGAGGUGGAUUCCAUCACUGUUCAAGUGACAAAGGUGGGGGAUUUUGUGCCUAUGCUGAUAUCACAUUGGCUGUUAAGUUUUUAUUUGAAAGGGUGGAAGGUGUUGCCAAGGCCACAGUUGUAGAUCUGGAUGCACAUCAGGGAAAUGGACAUGAGCGAGAUUUCAUGGAUGAUAACAAAGUCUAUAUUAUGGAUGUUUAUAACAGAUACAUAUAUCCAGGAGACGGAUUUGCAAAACGUGCAAUACGGCAGAAGGUUGAACUGGAUUGGGGCACUGAAGACAGGGAGUAUCUAAACAAGGUAGAAAAAUUCCUGGAAUGCUCACUAAAUGAAGUGCCACCAGAUAUCAUUAUUUACAAUGCAGGAACUGAUAUUCUUGAUGGUGAUCCACUCGGUGGUCUUGCUAUUUCUCCACAGGGAAUUAUCAGCAGGGAUGAAAUUGUAUUUAAGGCUGCAAGAACUCGCAAGAUUCCAAUCCUGAUGGUGACAUCUGGAGGUUAUCAGAGGAGGACAGCAAAGAUCAUAGCUGACUCUAUCCUGAAUUUGCACAGCCAUGGGUUGAUUGACAAACAGUUUGUUGGACAUGAGGCUGGAACUACAUUAUCUCUUUGAUGAUAAGGAAAUGUGCCUCCUUACAGUGCAGUUCUCAAGAGAGAAGGCUGGUUUAAAAUAUCAGCAUCCAGGGUUAAUACUUCUCUGUUAGUGCUGUAUCGAAUAGCAGAAAACAUAGUAGUUAAAUUGACUUUCUUUUGCAAUCCAUAAUAUUUUCUAAAAAUAUAUUUAAAAUGCUGCUAAUAGUAAAGAAAUCCUUGCUUAAUAUUAAAUGUAUCCACACAUUUCUGUGAAUACAAAUAUCAUACUGAAUAUAUUGUACAAUAUUGUGAUUAACUCUAUUGCCACUUAAUUUAUUGAUCUUCCUUCAGUCCAUGAGAAUUGCAGAUUUCAUUUACGUAUCAUAUUUAAUUUUUAAUCUACCAUUAAUUAAUUUAUUGAUCUUUCUUCAAUCCAUUAGAAUGGCAUAUUUUCAUUAACUGCCAUAUUUAAUUUUUUUCCUACCAUUAAUUAGUUAACAUUUUCAGGCUAAAUAUAGAAAUUUCUAGUUGAUUAUAUUUUUGUAUAUAUGUGUAAAUAGUAAUACACAUCAAUAGCUCUUAAAUGAUGUAACAGAAUUUUGUAUUUUUAACUUAUAGUAAACUCUGGUGCUGCACUGAUUGUAUCCCAGUUUUAA
Molecule: messenger RNA, 1984 nt
Organism: Protopterus annectens (West African lungfish)
Lineage: Eukaryota; Metazoa; Chordata; Ceratodontiformes; Protopteridae
Gene: HDAC11
Product: histone deacetylase 11
Exons: 12
Coding region: 280-1368 (362 amino acids)
Molecular function (GO): histone deacetylase activity
Source: RefSeq, a predicted model, not a curated record